UUAAACAAAAGUGAAAGUGAAAUAGGAUUUUGGACCACUCUUGAAUGACUGUCGGGUUUCACGAACAUUUUUAACAGUUUUAUACUUACUAUUAGCCUUUAUUUUAUUUAUUUUUUUACAGUUUUAUGGUGUUUCACGGCAGAAGUACUUGGGGUUUUUGGUGCCGAGUCCGGUUCGGUGGUUUAUACCUAAAGAUGGCCAACACGCAUUGGGAGUCCAUCCAAGCAGGCUUGAUGAAAGAGGAUGAGGAGGACAAGAUGGUGGACAUAUUACAAGAAAGAAGACACAGUAGUGACCUGGGCCACGCCUUCAGAACCUUCAACCCCCGCCUGUACAAAGGGGCGCCACCGUGCUCUGCCGCCGACCUCAACAGGACUGUCCUGGACUCCCAGGAUGUACGCCGCGUGGUGCAAGAGGUUGCCAUGGAGACAGGUUCAUCACUGGAGGCAGUGACAGAAGAAGCCGCGGGUAUUUUAAAGGAGAUGUCACAAAACCUGCACCUGGGUUUCAUCCGCCUGAUGGGCUUCAUGCUCAGCAAAGUGCUCAAACGCCUCUACUCCAGCAUCUAUGUCAACAUGGAAGCCCUCCACAUGGUUAAACUUGCACUACUAUUAAGGUUUCAUUUUUUCCCUCUGCCAAAGUUGCUCAAAUUUUGUUCUUUGCAGCUGCAGCAGGUGGUUGCUGACACUCCUGUCGUCCUGCUGCCCAAUCACAGGAGCUACACAGACUUCCUGGUUAUCUCCUACAUCAUGUUCACCUACGACAUCCCGCUGCCUGUCAUUGCUUCUGGACUGGCUCUGGCCGGGAUGAACUUCGUAGGCGAAAUGCUGCGUCGCUCAGGAGCGUUCUACAUCCGUAGGGACAUUGCGUCCAACAGGCUGUACUGCGCAGUGCUGUCGGAGUACGUCAAAAGCCUCAUCAGAACAGGAUUCGCUCCGGUGGAGUUUUACAUCGAAGGCUACAGGAGUCGCUCUCUGAAAUCCUUGACACCGAAGUUAGGUAUGAUGCACAUGGUGCUGGAUCCCUUCCUGAAGGGUGAGGUGCACGACAUCACCUUUGUGCCCAUCAGCAUCAGCUACGACCGGCUUCUAGAAGAAUCUCUGCUGGCGCGGGAACUGCUGGGGAUCCCCAAACCGAAAGAGAGCACCCUAAGUCUACUGAGGGUCAGCUGGGUCCUGACGGAGGACUACGGCUGCAUGCACGUCAAAUUUGGUCGUCCCAUGUCGGCCACACAGCUGUGUCACGGCAGGACAAUGAAGCCAGAAGUGAAAGAGGAACAAGAACAAGACAGAGAAGAAACAGCAAAAGACCGAGAAGUUCCUGAGUACCAGGUGUGGGUCAACUGGCUGGCUCAUGUGAUGGUUCGCAUCCAAGAGCGGGGCUCCUUCACCAGCCCUUGGUCUCUCAUGGCCUGCCUGCUGCUCCAAGAACCCGCCUCCGUCCUGACAGACAGCGGCCUCGCCUGGCAUGGGCUUGCUGAGAGGACGCUGUGGCUCAAGAGGCUGGCGUUGGAAUUUGGGGCUCGGCUACACUGGCCUGGACACGUCUCUGACUGGGAAGUGAUGUCAUCCGCCGUGGCUCUACACCACCCCUCUGUCCGCCUCCAGGAGCAGCAGAUCUUUCUGGUUCUGGAGGAGGCGGCAGCAGCUAGCCAGCAGCCAAUAAGCGCUGAGGACGAGGUCAACAAGAUGGCGGCGCCCAUGUUGAUGAUGGCGUCCUACCGCAAUCAGACGCUGCAUCUGUUUGUACGGCCCGCCCUGUUGGCCGCGGCGUUGAAGCUUGCAGGGCGUAGUUGCAGAGAUGAGAUCUUUGCUUCCUUCUGCUUCCUUCAGGAUGUUUUCCGGAGUGAAUUCAUCUUCAUUCCUGGCAAAGCCUUGGAGGACUUUGAGGAGGCGUGCUCUCUCCUACAGCAAUGUGGCGCCUUGCAUGCCGCCGACCAACAGGAGGUGACGGCGUUAGAGGACGGUGUAGAGGUGUUGUCCUUCCUGCGUGGGCUCCUGCAGCCUUUCAUUGACUCAUAUCUGGUCAUGAUGAGCUUCUUGUGUGAGCAGGAUGCUAACGAGAUCACAGAGAAAGACUUCCUCCUUGCAGUGAGGUGUCUGGCCUCAAAGCUCAUCCUAUCAGGUGAUCUCCACACCUAUGAGACCCUCUCGUCGGACAUGCAAAAGAACGUCCUGUCGUCCCUCAGGGGACUGGCGGCCGUGACAAAGUUGAAGGCGUGUGAGCAGAAGAAGUACAGCGUGGACAAAGAAGCAGUGAGAAGAAUCGCAGAUACACUCUACUGCUUUUCUCCUCCCAUGACUCGAGCUGGGAAAAUCCGCCCCCAGAUUCUCCAGACUGACCCUGACGCAAGACUUUAGUCCUUGUUGGAAGACGUCCAAGCUCAGUAGCAGACCACAUCGUCGCUCUCACCUUAGAGUGAACCCUUACGCCUUUUGGCUUUGUUCCUCCAUCGCUGGUAGAGCUUCAAAGAUGUGGUCAGAAGAUAUCCAAGUGUUAAUGAUGGCACAUUCAUCAUCAGAUUAUUUUUUAAAGUGUGUUUCCUGCUAUGGCUGCAAAUUUAACAUGAUAACAUAUGUGAUUAAUUACAAAAAAAUAUUGCAUUAAUCAUGUACAAACAAAGAGCGAUCACAUACGUGCGCCUUCAUCGUGACCACUGAUGGUUACCUGAAAGGCGGCAUGGGUUGCUGUGUGAAAAGAUGAGUGAGGAGACUACGACUGGUGGCCCACCCCAACGGGACUUUCGAUAAAACCAAGGUCAUUUGCACAUAUUGCAACGAUGAAUUCUCUUAUCACAGUUUAAAAUAUUAUAUUUAAAAAGCAAAGCAAGUUUUUGAGUCUUCUGCUAGUGAGAACGCUACUGUGAUAAAUCGUGAUUAAUCCAGAUUCAAAAGUGUAAAUAAUCUGAAAAAAAAUAAAAAUAAAAAAGAAUUAGAAAAAAAAGCUAAAUAAAGCUGCUUAAAAUUAGCAUAUAUUUAAAUAAAACAUUUUUUUUUAAAGUCACACAAUUUUGAGACUUUGUCAUAUGAAAUUGAUUGAUAUCAGAAGAUAUCCAACUGUCUGGGUCUGCGGUUGUUAAGGGAAGACUCAAAUGACAGCAUACAGACAGUUUGUGGAACUGAUUAGGUUAGAAAACACCUCUGUAUGCUAAUGCUGAUGAUUAGUUGAACUCAGAACAGAAAAUUAUUUUUUUAAUCAAAAGAUUAGUGACUUUCUCUUUUCUAACAAUGUGUUUGAUACUUUUCAAUCAGACUUUAGGCCCCACCACAGCACUGAAAGAGCGCUGAUCAAGGUGACAAAUGAUAUCCACCUGAACAGAGAUGCAGAAAAAAAUCCCAGUCUUGAUUCUGCUGGACCUGAGCGCUGCCUUUGACACACGGUUGACCAUACUAUCUUAAUGCAGAGGUUAGAAAACUGGGUGGGGAUAUCUGGUUUUGCUCUUAACUGGUUCAAAUCAGAUCUUGAUAACAGGAAAUAAAGUACUUGAAAUUGGUAACUGUUGUCUCUGACCAAAUGGCCAUGACCUGUGGGGUUCCUCAAGCCUCAAUUCUGGGACCCCUAUUGUUCAACUUGUACAUGCUGCCACUUGGCCAGUUAAUAAGCAGCUUCAAAGUGUGCUACCACAACUAUGCAGAUGACACUCAGAUCUACGUGUCACUGACGGCAGGUGAACGUCGGCCUGUUGAUUCACUUUGUCACUGCAUCGAACAAAUCGGUGUGUGGAUGAAUAACAAUUGACUUCAGCUAAACUAAGACAAAAAACAAAAUGUCCCACAGAAACUAAGAGAAACUGUUAUUAGUCGCAUUAUAAACCUCUCCCUGAAACCUAGUAUGGUAGUCAGGUUAGAAAUCUAGGGGUAAUAAUGGACUCAGACUUGAAUUAUAACAGCCACAUUAAGUCAAUAACAGCAGCUUUUUAUGACCAGAAAAACAUUGACAAAAUCAGAGAAAUAAUGUCUAAAUCAGGCUUAGAAAGACUAGGCCAUGCCUUUGUCUCCAGCAGGUUCAACUGCUGUAAUGGCCUUCUCACUGGGCUCUCUAAUUGAGCUGUAAAGCAGCUGAACUACAUCAACGAUGCUGCUGCUCGAGUCCUGACUAGAACCAGGAUGAAUGACCACUUUAGUCCAGUGCUUAGGUCACUGCAGUGGUUUCCUGUUGCUCAAAUAAUAGACUUUAGAAGAUCUCAGCUUGUGUACAAGUAUGUUCAUGGUCUUCUGCCAAAGUACAUCUCUGACAUUUUAGAACCAUAUGGGCUCUUAGAGCCUCAGGGAGUGGUCUGCUAGCAGACUAUCGGACUGUGCUCCAGUAUGCGCCCAUCAGAGGCUGCGUUUUAAUUGUAUUAUGACACAUUUAAGUUCUAUUCAGUAAUUAAUAAUUACUAAAUAAUUAUCUUCGUAUUACUAAUUAUGAGCAUGAGGUCAGCUACGUUAUCAUGAUGUGUUCAAUGUGGUCUUGUAAAAUGUGUUAUUAUUAGUGGGACAUUUGAACAGCCUAAAUACAAAGAUAUUACAUGUUCAAAGAUUUCUUGUUGUUUUCAUUGUAAUAUAAAAAAUAUUUUCUCUCUAGGCUUUUUUUUCUCUCUCUCUUGUCGCACUGCCUCCCUUCUCCGUGUCUGCUCUGCUUGCCUCUUUGUUUCAUCCUGUCUUGUUUAACUUAUUGUUGCCUCUUUUUGCACUGCUCUCCAAAAUCUAAACAAUGGAAUUGAUCAACUGGCCUCUCAACAAAAUUGACGAGAUCUCGGGUUCAGAGGAACCUGUCUGUCCUGUCAGAACGGUUGUGGAUGGACACACAAUGGACUCUUAGGAGAAGAGAAGUGCCUGGUGAACCUACAGUCGAGGACAUUGAAGAUAUCUACCAAUUCGGAAAUAAGAUAACAGGACAUUUUCUGAUUGGAAUAAGCGUUGCCCUGGUGUAUCGACAAAUUGGAGGAUGCUGGCAGCCGUUCAAGGUGCCCCGUAGCUCCCACAAAGGAUUGAAGCAUGCGGGCUGAACUCUGGGCACUCAGCCUAUUGUGAUAUUGGAUAAAUUGCAAAUUAGACAACAUCAGACGCCGUCUGCCCUGCAGGAUGAAUUUGAGGACCAGAAAAGGACAAUUGGAGUGAAAAGCUUAAAUUUGUUUUCGCUGGCUGAAACACAACUAUUCUAGUCUUUAUUGUUUUCCCUGGCUGCAAGUGACCUUGCUUCAAGAUUCCCCUCGACAAUGCAGCGAAGACCAAACAAACGUUCCUGGGCUCAGUCAUGUUAUCCCCGUGACUGCGUGGGUUCCCUCCGGGUACUACGGCUUACUCCCACCUUCAAAGACAUGCAACUGGGGAUAGGUUGAUUGGCAACAUUGGCUAAAUGGUCCCUAGAGUGUGAAUGUGAGUGUGAAUGUUGUCUAUCUGUGUUGGCCCUGCGAUGAGGUGGCAACUUGUCCAGGGUGUACCCCGCCUUCCGCCUGUGUGCAGCUGGGAUAGGCUCCAGCACCCUCCUCGACCCCGUAAGGGACAAGCGGUAGAAAAUGGAUGGAUGGAUAAUGUGAAAUCACCACAAAAAUCUGGGACCUCGGGUACUAAGUUUCGUGCCAUCUCAUGUGGGCUGGUAUGACAAUAAUGUUUUCUUGAAUCUUCUCAGAUUAUUACUAGUACUACUAAAACUACUAGUUCAUGUGCAGGGGUAUUUUAUAUCUACUGUAUAUAGUAGUCUACCUUAAACGACAUAAAGCACGACAACCUGUAUCUGUCUAUUUUUAGGCAAUCAGAAGCCUGAAAAGGCCUCACAGAAAACGAUACCUUUCGUUCAAUAGUUUGUAGCUCAGGGGUGCUCACACUUUUUCUG
Messenger RNA from Entelurus aequoreus (snake pipefish), 5817 nucleotides. Its product is annotated as dihydroxyacetone phosphate acyltransferase-like. Gene Ontology annotation, cellular component: peroxisomal membrane; mitochondrial membrane. The transcript has 16 exons. The record is from RefSeq and is a predicted model, not a curated record. Gene Ontology annotation, biological process: ether lipid biosynthetic process. Gene Ontology annotation, molecular function: glycerone-phosphate O-acyltransferase activity. The coding region runs from base 126 to 2360 and encodes 744 amino acids. Lineage: Eukaryota; Metazoa; Chordata; Actinopteri; Syngnathiformes; Syngnathidae.